Messenger RNA from Eimeria mitis, 327 nucleotides. RefSeq lists its product as uncharacterized. NCBI's taxonomy places the organism in Eukaryota, Apicomplexa, Conoidasida, Eucoccidiorida, Eimeriidae. The record is from RefSeq and is a predicted model, not a curated record. The coding region runs from base 1 to 327 and encodes 108 amino acids. The transcript has 3 exons.
AUGCAGCAGCAGCAGCAGCAGCAGCAGCAGCAACAGCAGCAGCAGCAGCAGGAGCAGAAGGGGCAGCAGCAGCAGGAGGAGCAGCAGGAAGAACAGCAGCAGCAGCAGAAGAGUACAUGUCUUCUGCCGUUGCUGGAGGGAUGCAUGCCGCCCAUUAACCACCAGCAGCAGCAGCAGCAGCAGCAGCAGCAACAGCAGCAGCAGCAGCAGCAGCAGCAGCAGCAGCCGUGUCAGCAGCAGCAGCAGCAGCAGCAGCAACAGCAGCAGCAGGAGAAACAGCAGCAGGAGAAACAGCAACAGCAGGAGGAGCAGCAGCAGCAGCAGUAG